Messenger RNA from Amborella trichopoda, 589 nucleotides. Its product is annotated as Bifunctional inhibitor/lipid-transfer protein/seed storage 2S albumin superfamily protein. Gene Ontology annotation, biological process: systemic acquired resistance. The record is from RefSeq and is a predicted model, not a curated record. Gene Ontology annotation, molecular function: fatty acid binding. NCBI's taxonomy places the organism in Eukaryota, Viridiplantae, Streptophyta, Magnoliopsida, Amborellales, Amborellaceae.
UUAGGGGUAAGAAAAAAUAUGGAGAAGGGUUUAGUUAAGCAUAAGCCAUUGACUUUAAUGGUGCUACUCAUGAUGGUGGUGAUGGUGCACCCAGGCUCAAGCCAGGCCUGCCCUAGCACCUUCUUUGGGGCUCUGUUGCAGCUCAUUCCAUGCAGGCCGGCGGUUGCACCGUUUAGCCCGAUACCGCCAAGCGAUGCAUGUUGCAAUGCAGUGAGGACCCUAGGCCAGCCCUGCAUGUGCGUGCUCAUCAAUGGGCCACCGAUCUCGGGGAUCGAUCGUAACAUGGCCAUGCAGCUCCCAACCAAGUGCACCGCCAACUUCCCGCCCUGUGACCUUGGGCGUUGAAAUAAGUGCAAGUGAAACCACCAGCUCCACUGAAUAAAGGCCUUUUGCUCAAGCCUACUACUCAUCUCUCUAACAAAACAUAAAUAACGUUUUCAACUCUAUAUCACAAAUAUCUUUCUCCAAUUCUCUUGGAAAGUUUUCAACUACCUAGACUUAGUUAACUAUUAAUCUUUGUGUCAUCAUUUACCAUAAGGCAAGUGUGGAUUUACUGGUCUAUAAAGCAAGUAAUAUUGCUGUGGAUUUA